CUUCGCCAGUCCGCGCUCAGCUGCCGUUCUGCCCGCGUCCCGUGGGCCCGCGCACGUCGAAGUCCCCGGGUUCGAGUCCCGCUCGCAACCUGCCCGCGCGCGACCCCACGCAGCAUCGCGAGUGCCCGCCUCAACAUGCGGGGCUACAGUCACGCGCUCCUGCUGCUGCUGCUGGCCGGCUGGUCAGCGAGCCAGCGCCGCGGACGCCUGGGCGCCGACGUGAGCCAGGCCGUGGAGUUCGACUGCCCGGAGGAGUUCGGCUACUACCCGCACCCCAGCGACUGCACGCAGUACUACGUGUGCGUGUUCGGCGGAGCGCUGCUCGAGUCCUGCACCGGGGGGCUCAUGUACAGCCACGAGCUGCAGACGUGUGAUUGGCCGCGCAACGUGGGCUGCGGCUUGGAGGGGGAGUCCGCCACGGUCAGCACCGUGCGGGUCACCGAUUCGCGCACCCGCCAGGGACCGCUGACGAAUCACAGCCCGUCCAGGGCAUCAGUUUUGUCAGCGAGAGUUCAAAAUGAACAGCUAAAGCGACAAGAAGAUGAACUCGCCAAGCACCAGCUGUACGCGGAGGACGCGGGGCCCGCCGAGGAGGUAGAGGUGGACCGCCAGCAGCGCGUGUACCGCGGCCAGCCCGCCGCCGUGGGGCAAGUGGCGCGUGACCGCGACGGCCUGCGCCACCAGCCCGUCACCAACUCUCUGCCCACAUCAACAGGCCGAGUCAGAAAUGAAGAAAAGAUUGGUGGCAUCACUUACAACAUACCGCAACAGGCAGCAAAUGCUCAGUACAGGGCGGAGCCGAGCGCCGCGCCAGCCGCCUACAACCAGCCCGCGCGCGGACAGGCGCAACUCAGCCCGGCGCACAACCAGGUGGGCUACAACGCCUCGCGCCAGGAGUACGACCAGCAGUACGACCCCUACUACAGCCUGUACGACGAGGAGGACGUCGAGCUGUACCGCGACGUGGAGUACGGGCAGUACGCGAGCAGCGCGCAGCCGCCGCGAGGCCAGACCUACCAGACGGCGCAGCGACCCAGCCAGCCCAGCCAGCCCAGCCAGCCCAGCCAGCCCGCCUACCCCGCGCAGGACGUGUACAGCCAGGCCGCGCCUGCGCAGGACUACGACAAGAACUACAACACCCCCGCGGACGAUCAGUACCAGCAAAAUGUUGCAGUGCAGCAACCAGCUACUUCUACUCGAAAAGUGAUGAGACAGAGAGAACGAGGGGGAUCUACUCAGCAAACAACAAAAAAUGUAGAUUCGUCACACUUUGAUAAACUUUGGACACCCGCCCUGCUAAGCACUCAAACAUCAAAACUAGAUGGACAGACUGUUGAAAGUAGAACCAACACAAACAACAAUGCGUAUGAUUAUAGCACAAAACCUUACAUUACAGAGCCCUCGCAGUUAAGGAGACGGACACAAAGCUCCAAAGACUCAGAAUCUCAAACUCACAGAUCGGUCAAAUCAAAUGAUUCUAAGUUAACUAAGGAAGAUUCACACAGAAGUGCUCCAUCAUCAUCAUCAUAUUCCUCAUCUGAUUCAACCUCCAGAAAUAUCCAUGCAAACCAAAUUCCAACACGAUCUCGUGGAGUUCAAUCCCGCCAUCCUGCAACAGAACAGUCACCUACAAAUUUUGAAAAUAUACGGGAACAAGCUAAUAAAAAAGAGAACUCAUUCACAUCACAAAGUGGCAACGUUAAUGUUAACCCUCCACUAAGGAGUAAUACUGUGGCUGAGAACUCAUUUUCUGAGCCAAGAACUAAUUCAAAUAAUAAUCUUAAUUCAGCCCAAUAUACAGAAAGCAAUUCAAACUUUCCCACUUCUCAGCGACUUAUCCACACAUCUUCAAGUACUGAUGAUAAUCAAAACAAGCAAGGGCUACUUUCAUCUAUAACUGAAAGAGCAUUGGCAAAAAAUACUGAUAGAACUACAAAAAUAUCCAUUUCUUCUCGUCAACCAAUGAGGCAGACUACUGAAAGACUUAGCAGUGAUGUGCAUUCAGAGGCACGUACAAAUACAUUAUCAAAGGAUAAGAACGAAGCUUUAGAGUCAACAUCACCAUCAGCUCCUAACGCUGUUGAUAAAGAUCCCUCUUUAAGUCUUUCUCGUAACUCUAUCAUCCAAGCAGAUAGCACUACUCUUAGGUCUCGAGGACGAGGUCAAACUCAGCAGAGGAAACAGCAAACUUCUAGCUGCUCAGAAAGCUUUGAGAACAACAUCAAUGCGGAAUGCAAGGACAAGCCCCAAGUGAGAGUUAGGCCGGUGACACCACUUCCUGACACCCAAUCUACACCUGGUCCAACCAGGGGCAGCACCCCGGGACGCAUGCGUGGCAGUGCCUCCUACACCGCGGGAGGAGCAAGCGGAGCAGCAGAGCCUGUGAACCGCGGCACUCCGGCAUCCGUGAGAUCUCGACCGACUCUGAAGCCUUCCACUGCCAUAGUCUCAAAAGCAUCCGAGUUCAUUGACAUCUACAGAUUUCCUCCAACAAGGCCAGAACCGGUGUACCCCACCCCCCAGCCCGACAAGACUGCCGCCAAAUGUCGCAAGGACGUGUGCCUACUGCCCGACUGCUCCUGCGGAGGGAAGGACAUCCCAGGUGGCCUGGCAGCUGAAGAAGUUCCACAGAUUGUUUUAUUGACGUUUGAUGAUGCCGUCAAUGAUCUCAACAAAGGUUUAUACAGCGAUCUUUUUGAAAAGGGUCGAAAGAAUCCUAAUGGGUGUCCUGUUACUGCCACCUACUACGUGUCACACGAGUGGACUGAUUACAGUCAGGUGCAGAACUUGUAUGCAGAAGGGCAUGAAAUGGCUUCCCACUCUGUCUCGCACAGCUUCGGGGAGAAGUUCUCCCAGAAGAAGUGGACGAAGGAGAUUGCCGGCCAGCGAGAGAUCUUGUCGGCUUACGGCGGUGUGCGACUCGAGGACAUCCGUGGAAUGCGGGCGCCCUUCCUGGCGGUUGGGGGCAACAAGAUGUUCAAGAUGCUGUAUGACUCCAACUUCACAUAUGACUCGUCAAUGCCAGUGUACGAGAACAAGCCACCCAGCUGGCCCUACACUCUGGACUACAAGCUGUUCCAUGACUGCAUGAUUCCCCCGUGCCCCACUCGCUCCUACCCAGGUGUUUGGGAAGUUCCCAUGGUGAUGUGGCAGGAUCUAAAUGGAGGGCGUUGUUCCAUGGGAGAUGCCUGUAGCAAUCCACCGACUGCAGAUGGAGUUUACAAGAUGCUGAUCAAGAAUUUUGAACGUCACUACACUACAAACAGGGCACCAUUUGGAUUGUUCUACCACGCGGCAUGGUUCACCCAACCUCACCACAAGGAAGGAUUCAUUGCCUUCAUGGACACCAUCGUAGCAAUGCAAGAUGUGUGGUUGGUGACCAACUGGCAAGCUAUACAGUGGGUGCGAGAUCCCACACCGCUGUCUCGGAUCAACAACUUCCAGCCGUUCCAGUGCAACUACCCGGAAAGGCCCAAGAAGUGCAACAAUCCAAAAGUGUGCAAUCUGUGGCACAAAUCUGGAGUUCGAUACAUGAGGACGUGUCAACCUUGUCCUGACAUUUACCCAUGGACUGGAAAAACUGGUAUACGAAACAGCAGGGUGGACAAUGAAAUUGUAGAAGAGUCAUAACAGGAGUCUUCUGUUCAUUCGCUCAUAAAACUGUUGUGGAAAUAAAUGUAUUAAGUUUU
This is a messenger RNA of Bacillus rossius redtenbacheri, 3689 nucleotides long. RefSeq lists its product as uncharacterized. The transcript has 20 exons. NCBI's taxonomy places the organism in Eukaryota, Metazoa, Arthropoda, Insecta, Phasmatodea, Bacillidae. The record is from RefSeq and is a predicted model, not a curated record. The coding region runs from base 136 to 3630 and encodes 1164 amino acids. Gene Ontology annotation, biological process: carbohydrate metabolic process. Gene Ontology annotation, molecular function: hydrolase activity, acting on carbon-nitrogen (but not peptide) bonds; chitin binding. Gene Ontology annotation, cellular component: extracellular region.